Messenger RNA from Hibiscus syriacus, 780 nucleotides. RefSeq lists its product as uncharacterized. The record is from RefSeq and is a predicted model, not a curated record. The coding region runs from base 72 to 692 and encodes 206 amino acids. NCBI's taxonomy places the organism in Eukaryota, Viridiplantae, Streptophyta, Magnoliopsida, Malvales, Malvaceae. The transcript has 3 exons.
UGUUUAGUGAGGCAGAAAGUCUCCGAUUGAAAGAAAAACAGUCCAUCGUUUUGCUAUUUUCGACUGUGAAAAUGGAAGAGCCGAAAGCUGCCCCGAACCCACCAACAGCAACCGCCAACGCAGCCGCUCCUCCACAGCAGCCACCACCCACAGUACCAGAACAGCCGGCUAGCAAGAAAAGACCUCUAGAAAACAGCAAUAAUCAGUACCAAAAUUCUCCGUAUUUCAAGAUGCGUCUUGCUCUCAAAGAUCUUCGUCCUCAUUUCAUCGAGGUUCUUAGUGUGUCUGAUUUCCGGAACUGCAGGGCCGCCGAUGAAAUCAAAGAAAAGACAAAGCGUUUAGUGGAAUUGUACAAGCAGAUGUUAGCCUCCGUAGAGAAAAGUAACAAUGCACCCGGAGCCGGAGGCCAGACACUGCAAGUUGAAACUGGAAUGAAGCAGAAGCCCCAGGAGCAAGCGCAAGUCGUUAAGCCAGCACCAGCAGUACUAUCCAAAACCAAGAUUUUGCAGUCAAGUAGUGUCACCGGGAAACUACAAGCUGAUGUUGGUGAAGCUCAGGGAACAUAUAUUGUUGGAGGCUCGGCUUUUGGGUGGAACUUUAUCACCUUUACAGGGAACCAACCAGUCUAUUAUGGAGUAACAAAGGAAUCGUUUCGAAGUGCUCAAGCAAGUUCAGGUCUAGAGGGAGAGUGAAAAUCUUUCUGACAUGUAUUGUGGGCUAAAUAUUGCAUAAACAGUAAAUGCUUUUGGAGCUCAAACGUUGUAUUAACAUUUGGGGAAU